GUUCUUCACCAGCAUGGACCUAGCUCAGAUGACAUCAGUUCCAAGUGGCCUGUGAUUGGUCAGUUUUCUAGCAUAGGUUCCCUUGGGAAUGACAAGGACCGUUGGCUGUGUUCUGAGUGGUUACAAAGCUUGUCCACCUGUGCUGGUAACAUGAUGUCCAGUCCCCCUCUACAUCUGGUAUUUCCCACUGUGGACAAUGUACGGCACAGUUUCGAAGGUUACCCAGCUGGUGGCUCAAUACCAUACAGCUCCAAGACAGCUUUGAAACAGCCUUAUCUUCCAAGUUUCUUUUGCUCGUGGAAGUCUCUUUCCUGUGGUAGAAGUCGCGCCUCUCCUCACAUUAAAACAUACACUAGGACAUCCCCAGAUUGGAGGCGACUGAGCUGGUUUCUUAUGACAAGGUGAAUUAAAAACUGAAUCCUCUCUGGAAUUUAUGCUGGUGUAGAAAUUCUGGAUAAUUAUAUGGGAAUAAAACAAGUGGUGAAGUUGUGCCUUAUGCAUUAUUAUGUUUGGUGCUGUUUAAAGGUUAUUUGACAGAUGAUUAAGGAAUCUCCUCAGGUAAUUGCAUUAAUUUUUUUUCUAACUGAUAUGAAAGCAAGAGUCCAAAGAUCAUUGGCUUUCCUUUCAGAACCUCUUGGGUUUACCUUUGAGGUGUUCAUAGUCUUUUGGAUCAGGCUGUUUCUGAUUGAUCAAAACAAAACUUUAAUUAAUUCUUUAGUGUCAAAGAGGCAAU
Stylophora pistillata is the source of this 733-nucleotide messenger RNA. Its product is annotated as tyrosyl-DNA phosphodiesterase 1-like. Lineage: Eukaryota; Metazoa; Cnidaria; Anthozoa; Scleractinia; Pocilloporidae. The record is from RefSeq and is a predicted model, not a curated record. Gene Ontology annotation, biological process: DNA repair. Gene Ontology annotation, molecular function: 3'-tyrosyl-DNA phosphodiesterase activity; double-stranded DNA binding; single-stranded DNA binding. Gene Ontology annotation, cellular component: nucleus.